This is a messenger RNA of Cylindrotheca closterium, 831 nucleotides long. Lineage: Eukaryota; Bacillariophyta; Bacillariophyceae; Bacillariales; Bacillariaceae. The record is from the annotation of a GenBank genome assembly.
AUGGGGGAAGGCGAGAGCUGCUCAAACUGUUCAAACUGUUCAAACUCGCGGCCCCGUGUGCACUUUCCACAAGAGAAAGAAGCACUUACCACUGUGCUUUGUGAAAUUGAGGAUGUUCUAUCUUUGACUUCUGAAGACAAGAAGAGACUGUGGUUUUCUCGCAGCGAUUACGACUUUAGCAAGUCUUCUGCUCGCGUAGUUGCCAAGGAAUCCGAACGGUACGGUAAAUCGAAACAUCUCGAUAACUCUUAUGUCAAGACAUUUGAUCAAGAUGCCCAAACAAGUCUGAAUCUGUGGGCAUUGCAUGGACCCCAACGAAGAGGACUGGAGCGAUGGGCCAAUUCGGCUCAUGGUGACAUGAGAAAGAAGGACCAACACCGGUAUAUGAGCAGUCUACUACGCGCUCAAACAGACAUGAAUUUAAAAGGCGUGGAACCUGAUGUUCGCUGGCAAAUGCUGCAAACCAUUAGUAAUGGACUCUCCCAGCGAUCUCGCCAGUUUGCGCAGAUGAUGGCGGCUGCCGAUGCGGAAGCCGCCAAAUGGGAGCACGGAACUGCUGCUACUGCUGCCGAAGGAAAUCUCACAAAUACUAAUCUAUCUUCUCCCAAACAAGCAAAGCGUGCAAGCUUGGGACUAGGAUCAAGGCAAGGGUCAAGGCCGAACUUGAGGGGGGUUGCCAGAACUCGUUCCUCCGCGUCCCCCAACUUGGGUGGGAUUGCCCGAAAACGUUCUUCGAUUGGCUCUCCGACGCCUACUACCAGGCGUACCUCGGGGGCAUCUCCAAGAAUAUCCAUCCGUACCCGACCUGCACGGGUAUCUCGCAUGGCCUAA